AUGAAGAUAAUCCGCUCGCACGCGGAGCUGCUCGUCUACCGCGCCUCACUGCCUGCCACCUCCACGGUCGGCUUUGUGCCGACGAUGGGCGGGCUACACGCCGGGCACACAUCGCUCCUAACGCUCUCGCGCCGCGACAACGACAUAAGCCUGGCCUCUAUCUUCGUGAACCCCGCGCAGUUCGCGCCGGGCGAAGACUUUGCCUCCUACCCGCGCACGGAGGACGCGGACCUGUCGCUGUGCGCGUCGCACGGGGCGGACGCGGUGUACCUGCCGCGCGCGGAGGACGUGUACCCGGCGGGCUACGAGACGUACGUGGAGGCGGGGUGUGGCGGGGCGGCGCGCAACGCGCGGUCCGAGGGCGCGUCGCGGCCGACGUUCUUCCGCGGCGUGGCGACCGUGGUGCUCAAGCUGGCCGUCGCGGCGCGGCCGCACCGGCUCUACGUCGGGCAGAAGGACGCACAGCAGUGCGCGGUCGUGCGCGCGGUCGUGCGCGACGUCGGGCUGCCGCUCGAGGUGGUCGUCGGGGAGACCGUGAGGGAGGGCGACGGGCUCGCGAUGUCGACGAGGAACCAGUACCUCACGGGCGCGGAGCGCAGCGUGGCCGGCGGCGUGUGGGCCGCGCUCAGGGAGGGGACGGCGGUGUGGGCAAAGGGGGAGAGGGACGCGGAGAGCGUGCGCGGUGUGGUGAGGGAGAAGCUCGCGGAUAUGCGCGGGAAGGACGCGAAUGUAGAGGUGUUGUAUGUUAGCUUGUGUGACCGGGAGAGCAUGAGGGAGGUCGAGGGGACGGUUGAGGGCGGUGGGAAGUGUGUCGUUUGUGUUGCUGUGAUGGUCGGCAAAGCGCGGUUGAUUGAUAAUGUGGUGCUGGAGUAG
Messenger RNA from Chondrus crispus (carragheen), 873 nucleotides. RefSeq lists its product as hypothetical. Lineage: Eukaryota; Rhodophyta; Florideophyceae; Gigartinales; Gigartinaceae. The coding region runs from base 1 to 873 and encodes 290 amino acids. Gene Ontology annotation, molecular function: pantoate-beta-alanine ligase activity. The transcript has a single exon. Gene Ontology annotation, biological process: pantothenate biosynthetic process. The record is from RefSeq and is a predicted model, not a curated record.